Messenger RNA from Gryllus bimaculatus (two-spotted cricket), 7884 nucleotides. The record is from the annotation of a GenBank genome assembly. Lineage: Eukaryota; Metazoa; Arthropoda; Insecta; Orthoptera; Gryllidae.
CAGGCGUACCCCUCAAGUCAGUUUCGGCCAGCAGUUCUCGAUCUACGAGCCCAUCAGCGACAGUCCAUUCAUUUAUUCCCACCCCUCGGACUGCAGGGCGCAGCUCUCUAAACGAAAAACACCUGGUUACGAAUAGUGUUCGGAGCAGUACACCGUCUUCAAAUGGAAGUCGUUCGUCAUUGCGAACACCUUUGAGUAAUCAGAAUAGUCCAUAUUCUCCUGCGCCAACAGCUCAGCCACCCACAAACAAGAAUGCUAUGCUUGAUAAAUUAAAAAUAUUUAAUUCCAAAGAUAAAAUAGAUAGAGUAAAAGCAGGCAAUGCUAGUGUAUCCAAACGAACAUCUAGUUCUAGUGGCUUUAGCUCUGCUAGAUCGGAGCAGAGCGACUCCUCCACAAGCUUGUGUGGAGAUGCAAGUCCAAAAGUCUGUGCAAGUACUGGUAUUUCUGGUGACAGGGUCGUGUCUUCCAUUGCUGCUCCAGCAACGGGAGAUGGUUCAAGUCCAAAGAGUCUUGCUCGUGGAUUGAGAAACAAACUCGUGAAAGGAGCUAAUAUACCAAAAGAAGCAAAACAGAACUCUCCUAAAAGUAGUAGAAGAAGUGAACCUAAUAAACCGUCCCCCAAAUUAAUACAAAAAAGUGGCAGUGGUAAUGUAAGUGUUAGUAAUAUCAGUAAUAACAAGGAACAGAAAAUAGAGAGUGAAAAGUAUCAGAAUGGUGAUAAAGGAAGUCACGAAGAAUUUCAUUACCAGCCUGCGUUAGAAGUGGACAAUCCUAUUAAACAGUCCAAAAUUUCAAAUAUAAAUGUGAAAACUGAAUCCAAUAUGGCUGUGUCGAAGGCUAAAAGAAUAGGUGAGAAUGCUCCUGCUGUGCCGAUUCGAAGCACACCUGCACCGCCGGCAGGGAGUAGUAUUCCCAAGCCAAUGGCCGCAAUCAAAGGAACAAGUAAACCUUCUGUGAUUAAAGAAGAACGUCCAACUCCUCCAGAGCCCUCAACGCCCCUCAAAGACGAGAAACAGCUUGGGAGUCCUAUUAAACCUGCAUCCCUGCAGGGAAAAGGGUUCGGUAGCGGAGAGAAUAUUCUACCUCGGCAAAAACAUAUGGGAUGGGAGGACAUGAGUAGUAGUGGGUGUGUGAGUGUUGCUUUGGUUUCUCCGAUGCCCAGUGUUGCUAGUGACUGUGGUUCGAAAGCCUCUGAAUCAAGUAGCUCAACCUCAAACACUACAUCAACAUCAACUGGUCCUUCAAAUUCUUCGGACAGUAGUGUUAUAUAUCAGCCAAGUUCAGAAAGUGGUAGUGAAAUGAAAGAGAAGGCAUCAAAUAAAAAGGUAGAACAUCAGACUAACAUCAGUAUUAACAAACAUCCUGGGAAAAAACUUGAAACUACAUUUGAUAGGUUAGAUAAGGUUACAACGCAAGAGGCACCUAAAAUACAGCCCAAAGAAACAACAUUUGGAGAGGAGGAUGAUACUGUGAUGAAUGUAAAGCCUAUGCAGCCAUUGUUACGAGGCUAUACCGGUGGAUUAGUAAUGCAUGGUCGCAGUCUGGGACCUAGCAUUCAUCAUUCAUCUCGGUUGGGUUUUGAUAAUGGGUUGAAGUGUAUGAAUUAUUCCCAGGAACUUGGUUUGAAUCGAGGCAUGGACCUGAAGCGAGGAAUUGCUGAUGGUGAUUAUAGUGAUAUAGAUGUUGCUGCAGGGUACUUAUCUGAUAGCGACAUGGUGAGAAUGUCUAUGAUGUCUCGCCAGCUUCCAGAUUUGUGCGAUGGUUAUAUGUCUGAAGGUGGCACAUCUUUAUAUGCAAGAUCACAUCAAAUGCUGUAUCACGAUAGCAGGUUCCCCAACAGCAGCUCGGAGUCAUCAAGUCGUGAGCACCCCCCUCAACAGCCUGGGGCCAAACGCUUCGAUGACACAAGUUCAAUCUCAAGUGGGGUAUCAGAAUCAGCAGGAGAUUUCUUUCCUGAAGAUCUGCCUUCUAAUCCUAACAAGAGGCUGAUACAAAAUAAUAGGCCAGGACUAUGUGGGAAGUCACAAAAUACACAGAAGACUGCUAACUCUCCUUUCAAUUCCUCGGAGUGUCCUCAAGUGGUAUACAGAGUUGUUAGUUCAAGAUCUCAGGCUAGAAAAUCUGAUAGUGGCCAACAGACGGACUACAGUGCCUUGAGGCAAAUCACCGAUAACCAGUGGAAAAAAUAUGUGGAAAGUAGCCGUGCAGGCAAAGGGGAACUGGAAGCUGUGAAGGUACGAGAGAAGAGGCCGUUGGGCCCAAGCCCAUGCAUUACAGGCAGCAGUAGCAGUAGCAGUAUCAGCACGAGCCACAAUGGGCCCAGUCGAAAGCCUGAGAAGAAUCUGGAGAGACAUCGUAAAAUGGGUGUGAAGGACGAUGUGAACAGCAAGGAGAAGGAAUAUGUCAAUGGGGAGAGGCAGCCUAAAACGGAACGGACCACCCCACACCUUCCUGUGGGCAUGCGUGCUGGGGGAGAAGGCAAGAGCGGCAAAGUCCGCGGAGUUCCACAGAGUUUUGGGUAUGUGAAAAGACCCACAAAUGGCACUGGUGGAAGUAAAGGAGAGCCAAGAACUGCUCAGGUGUCAGCUGUUCCUCGAACAAAGAUCAAAGUAUCUGGAGGUACACAAACGUGUACAAGUGAUUUGUUGCAACUCCAGCAACAUCAACAGCACCAGCAGCAGUCACAACAGCAGCAGCAGCAUCAGCAGCAUCAACAGCAUCAACAUCAACAUCAGCAGCAUCAACAACAGCUCCAUCAACAGCAACAACAGCAACUUCAUCACCAGCAGUCUCAACAACACCAGCAUCAACAGCAACCCCAGCAUCAUUUCAAGUCAUUCUCUUUAACAGGGCCAGCUGCUAGCCAGCUGUCUCAGAGUGUUCGGGACAGGCUGUUACUUGGCUCACAGUCUUUGCCGAAGCCUGGCUCCAGCGAGUACGCUGCUCUCUUCCAUCAGCACCGUGUUGGUGGGCCACCUCGACCCCUUAAACCUACCGAUGGCUCUCUCUCAGAUACAACAUAUUCGAAUUAUUCAGAGCUUCAUGGUGGUGGAUAUUAUGGGGCUGGAAGUCCUUACAGUUCGUGGCUUCGGCACAGUUCCACUUACACAGCUUCUCUUCCUGCUCGGACAAGUGCUGCCGCUGGCCUUGUUGAAGCAGAUAGUGUGGAGUCUCUGUGCUCCCUGCCAGCCCAGCUGCAACACAGGGCCAGCCUGACACACGCUCGACUGUUGAUGCACCAGCGAGAGAGCAGUGCCUCCCCAGUGCCUAGACUUAACCGCAGCAACAGCAUCAGAUCCACUAAAUCUGAAAAGCUGUAUCCGUCCAUGCUGCAACGCUCUGAGGAACUGGAGCCAUAUUACUGUGUGCCGAUCGGAGCGUCGCCUUCCAGCCAGCACACGUCUCAGCCCACCAGCCCCACCCCCAGCCAAGUCUCACAGGGUGCUCCUACCAGGUUCAAUUAUCCUCUUUCACCAAUCACUUCAUCUGCCUCUAGCCACAUGCUUGGAAGAACAGGCAUGUCUCCGUACUCAGGUCCUCUUACAAAGACAAAUUCAAAGGAUGAUGAGAUUCAUGGUUCAUCAGUAAGCUUAGUCUCCACGGCAUCAUCUCUGUAUAGCACAGCAGAAGAAAAACAAGCCCAUGAAAUCCGGAAACUGAGGAAAGAGUUGCAAGAUGCUCAGGAGAAAGUUCUUACUUUAACCAGUCAACUAUCAACCAAUGCUCAUGUGGUGUCAGCUUUUGAACAAUCCUUGUCCAACAUGACCCAGAGGUUACAGCAUCUGACUUCUACAGCAGAAAGAAAGGAUUCUGAGCUACUUGAAUUGCGGCAAACAAUUGAGUUACUUCGCAAACAGAGUGUUGAGGCUGGGCUCACUUCAGCUCACCUGCAGAGUAUGUCACCUUCUUUGUCACGAAGGCAUACAAUUAAUGCAGGAGCAGCCCUUGCUGGAACCAAUAACAUUUCAAGACAGCUCUCUGCUGAUUCUGUAUCAAGUAUAAACUCUCUUUCUUCUGCAUGCAGCCUUUCUAGUUCUGCCCAUGCGCAUGAUGGUUCAUCUCAUAAGAAGAAAAAGAAAGGAUGGCUUAGAAGUUCCUUCAGUAAAGCCUUUUCGCGGUCCAAGAAAAACAAAAAUGGAUCUGUGUCAGAUGUGGAGGAUUCAAGAGGUCUACAUUCAGAUGUUUCAGCCCCAUCUUCACCCCUCUUGAAUGAACCUCAUCAAAUGAAUGGCAACAACGGCAUAAAGAGCAGUCAGUCAUCUUCUGCUAUCUGUGGAGCCAAAGAUCAAGAUUCUUCUGAUAAUGACGUGGUAGAAGAGUUAAAAAAGCAGUUGCGUGAGAAAGACCUUGUUCUUACGGACAUUAGAUUGGAAGCUCUUAGUUCUGCUCAUCAAUUAGAAUCAUUGAAAGAUACUGUCAUAAAGAUGAGAAAUGAAAUGUUAAAUCUCAAGCAAGAUAAUGAGAGGUUGCAAAGGAUUGUUACAAGUAAAUCUUUGACAUCAUCUCAGAGCUCUCUACCUGUCACAGAUAGCCUUGAAAGGAGGUUUAGUUUAACAGAGACUCACACCAUACCUCCACCAACAGAUCCAGAUGGAAAACGUGUGCCUGUAUCAGUAUUUUUGGGUUCUCAUGGUAGCUACCAUAAAUAUAUGGAAGAUGGAACUCCAGCUGAAUGUAUUGUUUCUGCUGUAUCAAUUAGCAGUAAAACAAAGUGGGACAUGUUGGAUUGUAUGGUUCGCCGAGUAUUCAAGGAAUAUGUGCUGCGAGUAGAUCCUGUUUCCAAUCUUGGUCUGAGUGCAGAUUCGCUGUGGAGCUAUCACAUUGGUGAAGUUGUGCGGUACAAGGACAGCGAAGUACCUGAAUUGUUACCAUAUGGAUACCUUGUGGGCAACACAAAGUGCAUCCAUGUGUGCCUUAAGGGUGCAUUACACAGCGGUAGUGUGGAUGCUUUGGCGUUUGAAACGCUGAUUCCAAAGUCAAUAGUACAAAGGUAUGUUUCUCUCCUAACGGAGCAUAGAAGAAUCAUACUCUGUGGGCCCAGUGGAACUGGAAAAUCGUACCUUGCCAAUAAAUUAGCAGAAUUCCUUGUUCUUCGGGAAGGAAAGGAGUCGACAGCUGAAGCCAUUGCUACUUUCAAGAACUGUGAAAGUGUGGACCACAAGAGCAGCAAAGAGCUGAGGCAGUAUUUGGCAAACGUGGCAGAACAGUGUGAAAGCAAUGCUUCUGACUUGCCUUCUGUCAUUAUCCUUGACAAUCUUCACCAUGCAGCCUCACUUGGAGAAGUAUUUAAUGGUUUUCUAAAUGCCAAGUAUGCCAAGUGCCCUUACAUUAUUGGAACUAUGAAUCAAGCAACUUGUUCUACAACCAACCUUCAACUUCACCAUAACUUUAGGUGGAUUCUUUGUGCUAAUCAUAUGGAACCUGUGAAAGGAUUCCUGGGUCGUUAUUUACGAAGGCGACUAAUUGAGACUGAAGUACAAGAGGGAAUACGCAACAAUGACUUAAUUAGAAUUUUUGAUUGGAUACCAAAAGUGUGGCAACACUUAAAUAAAUUUUUAGAAACUCACAGCUCCUCAGAUGUCACCAUUGGAACUGUGAAAGGCCCUCGUUUGUUCCUGUCUUGUCCCAGUGAUCCUGCAGGGUCGCAGGUUUGGUUUACAGACCUGUGGAAUUACUCAGUUGUUCCUUAUCUCAUGGAAGCUGUGCGUGAAGGGCUGCAGCUUUAUGGGCGACGAGCUCCGUGGGAAGACCCAUGUGCUUUUAUCUCUCAGACCUACCCAUGGACAGGGGACAUUGUCCAGGGUGGCCCUGAAGCUUUGCUUAGACUACGCCCAGAAGAUGUGGGAUAUGAUAUUCAGCAAACUAGUGGAAUAGGAGGAAGUAGCAUAAAGUCCAUGAGUUCUGCUCAGAGUGACUCAGAGGGAGAUCCUUUGUUGAAUAUGUUAAUGCGUUUGCAAGAGGCAGCUAGUUACUCAAGUCCACACAGCAAUGAUUCUGAUUCAAUUAGUUUGGACUCUCAUGCAAGCAGCAUUCACACUGACGAUAAAGGAAAUACAAGAGUUGAGUCAACUCUCUAGGUAACCAAAACUAGUCAUAGAUGUAGGUUACAUAUAAGUAGAGUAAUGUUUUAUAUAAGGAGGGCAACUUUGGAAGAACACACAAUUCAUUCUGCUAUGUUUGAUUUUCUUAUAUGAUUUUCUGUAAAUUAGUUUUUUUCUCUUGCCAGUAGCCAUUCAUUUAUGAAGCUAAAUGUUAAAGUACUUAAUGCAUAACUAACCCAGCGGUAAAUUCAAAAUUCUUUUUUUAUAUUACCUUCUUGAGUCUUGAAUGUUAAUCAACCAGUAUCGUGCAUUUCUGAAUUAAUUAUAUUUUAAAUUUUGUCCUGUCUGAAACAUUGGAAUUCAUUUGCGCAAAGAAAUCAGAGUUCUGUGGUCUUCCAAUUAUACAUUUAACAAAUAAAGUAUUAAUCUCAUAAUCAUUUGACAAUACUUCUAUUAGAGUGUGCAUUGCAGAUCAAUGUAUUUCAAGUCACUGCACAAGCUUCAAGUAUGAUUGGCUGUGUGUGAUUCAGGUUUGAAUAUUUCUGCAUAUUGAUAUGUGCAAUGGUACUCUAAACCAAAUACUAUUCUUGAUUACUAAUACCUUAAAAUGAAUGAGUAAAAAUGUUAUAAAAUCAAAAGGUAAUAUAAUAACAUUUAUUUCCAUGACACAAAUUAGCAUGGAAACAAUAUGCUCAAUACAUUUAAAUGGUAAAACUGUUUACUAGAUAAUCCCUGUGCAAUUGAAGUGCUUAUGGUUUUCACACUUCCUUUAUGGUGAGGAUGAGAAGACUGAUUGAAAAGGGUAGUCAUGGUGUACAAAAUGAAAAUCCUUGAAAAUAAGUGGGUAUUUGACAUUUGUCAAAGUUGCGGAGAGACUUUUAAGUGUGCCUAGUUGUGACGACUGCAGAGAGUGUGAGUUAUUUUAUAUAUUGUAUAGAGUGUUGAUGCAUACAUAUGAAGUCCUUCUUGCUAUGAUUUUCCAACUGCAUUUUAGGUGCAGUGUGGAUAAAUUUUUAUCUGUCAUGUAAUUUUGUAGUCUUAUUGCUUUUGUUUAAUUUAAAGCAGCGUGGCCUUGAAAUAAGACUAUGAUCUUGUUUUAAAAACUGUUGCAGGACUUGACAAAUCGAAAAUUUUAUGACAAGCCCUGAUAACAGAAAAUGUGAAUAACAUAUUAACUCAAAGUUUUGGUGAUUAUAUAUUUAAGAAUCUUAAAAUUUAAAUAAAAACGUGUACAGCAUGAAUGGCACAUUGUAUAUAUGCAUCACCAUUAAAUUGUAGACAUUUAAAUUUGAAACACAAUGAGGCUCUUUCUCCUGACCAUUAAAAUAAACAUAAUAUUCUUAUGUCAUAUGUCUUCCUAUUUUAAAUAUAAAUACCUUAAAGAACCAGCAAUUAUAUGUAUGUACUUUUUUUCUGUAUAGUGCAUUUUAAGAUCAAUGAGGCUUGCAGUGGCUGAAUGUGACUCAUUCAUUUGUACAUAUGUAUUUUUUCAUGCUCUGUUAUGGAGUACUUAAUGUAACUUAUGUUCUUGUUUUAUAGUUUUAUACUUUAUUAUUGGCACUUAUGUGCAUCUGGUCAUACCUUUUAAUACUCUUGUAAAUACCAUCAUUUGAUAAAUGUUGCAUGUUGCAUUAGCAUAGAUAAGAAAUUUUCAUGUUGUCUGUAUCAACACUUAUGAAUCAUCAUAAAAGAAUCUUUGAUACCAUGUAACAUACAGUUAGCUUCAAGAUUUUUAAAAAUGUUUAUAUAUUUGUAAAGUUGGCCUUCUAUCAGUUAUUUGAUAAUGCAUACAUGUUGUAUUAAUUAAGACUCUAUACACAAAUACAGCGAUAUGAACAGAUUA